Lethenteron reissneri (Far Eastern brook lamprey) is the source of this 3559-nucleotide messenger RNA. RefSeq lists its product as uncharacterized. The record is from RefSeq and is a predicted model, not a curated record. NCBI's taxonomy places the organism in Eukaryota, Metazoa, Chordata, Hyperoartia, Petromyzontiformes, Petromyzontidae.
AUAUUCUCCCUUUUCCUCGCCUAUACCUGCUGCAUUAUUUUUUGCAGGGCUUGAGAAACGAAGUGCAUUGUGAAUUAUUAUGAACCACGACUGGAAUGGCAUUGGAACUUUUGCAGUACGCUGAACUCCAGUGUAAUUAUCGCUGCUCAUUCCCAAAUAGUGCUGGUCCAGCGGAGUUGCAGUCAUUCUUUGGAUUGCCUAUCCCAGUACCUGUGGGACACUUCCAUUUUCUCUCGCAGGGCAUUCAAUUAAGUUGCCAAAUGUAAUUUCCUCCUCCACCGAUUGGAUCUCAUCUCGGAUGGCAAGCAGUGUUAUGGGGAUAGAGUGCCCACCAAGAAAACUGUUAGGUCACUGGGUGAGUGGCUUGUGAUGUUUACAAGUGGCGCUUCCCUGUCAGAUUUGUUUUUACCAAUUCCCCAGGAUAAUCUUUAAAAGUUACGUAAAACAUUGUUUACAAGAAAUGUCUGAUUUUUCACGUAACUUCCAAGUGUCCCUCUAAAAUUUGUACGAAAAAAAUCCAGAUUCACUCUUGAUCGAAAUGGCAAAAACACAUCGUCUUCGCGAUUUUUCCUCCUUGUUAGUUAACAUCGGCACAUUUUCACCAAAAAUAGGCCAAAACGUAAAUUGCCAACGUGAUUAUCUUUUUAUUUAUUUGCAACAAGCAAAGCUAUUAACGAUUAAACUAUCCCAACGAUUACAUCAAUUUGCCAACUCCACAAUCAUCACCUGUGUCGUGCACAUUUUACAACUGCCGAGUUUUGACGUGCGAGCACAGUCAUUAACAAACUCCGAAAAUCCGUCCUAAAGUUUUUGCAAAUGCAGUCUCUUUGUGAUUUUGAGAGCGGUGGGGGGGCACGUGAAAGAAGUGAUGAAUGUGCAAAGCGCGCACUCCCAUUGAGCUUCGGUGGCCUUCAGUGUUUACUUGCCACGUGAUCCUUGUUACCAUAGGUACACGUACAGACUCCCCCAAGCCAUGCCUUGUGUAAAGAGGAAACAGAAAACGCAUUUUCACACCUCGUGAGUCUCUGAAGUGUUAACUAUUCAAACUGACAUGCUCCGCGGACUCGGCUGAGUUCCUGGACCUGUGUUCAACGAGCACAGCGACAGUGCGGGUGUGCACCCUCUGUUGCGUUCACGAGUUGAGCUCGCGAACGGGACGCUGAAACCCACUUGAGCAUCCCAGACGGCCACCCAGGACGAUCUUUUCAACAGUAAGCUGACCUGAUCCCUGUCCCCUGGAGGGGCAUCUCCAUGGCAAUCCGGAAAGCUGAAAGGGAGUGGCUGGUGCUACAGGAAAGCUUUCAAAAGUUGAGAGAACAGCUGGGCUACCCCCGCUCAGAAUGGGAUGCUCCGUUGCCUAGCAACUCCCUCAAGGGACCUCAAGGAAGCUCCGCCCCUCCAUUGCCACGUUUUCAGGACGCCCGGGGCAUGGACCUCCCAAGGGGUGAUCAUCGCAGGACCCCUUUGUUUGAGCACCAUCCCAGGAACGGUGCUUUGAAAGCUGACGUGGAGCAGCAACAUGACCGUCGGACUCUGCGCCUGCCCAAACUGCCUGCUCACUCCGCACUCCCACUGCUGCGUACUUUGGACAGCGAGCACCGCUCGUUGUUGCAAAGCUUCGUGGAAGAUUUUAUCAACGGCUUCCUUACCGACGAGCUUAUCCCAGACACUCUCAUUGAGGUGGUGGCGGGCGACUUCACGGAGAAUCGGUCCGUGCACAAGGCCGUACGAAAACGCGACCAUCUAUCAGAGACCAACUCGUUUAGAAAUGAGUUUACCCAAAGCUGGAAGAAACAAGCAAGUAUUCUGCCUGAUGAUAUCACAGCUGAGGUGGCCAUCCGACAUAAGAGAGAAAGUCAGCUGACCUGGCCCCUUGGCCCUGAUAAGUUGUCCAUACCAGCCGUGAGAGCAGUGCAGAGCAACCCCUGGAAAGAGGCCUACUUAUCACAGAUCUGCCACGAGAUUAUCGCCGAAGUGGUUCGAGAAGAGGGAACAAAGGUGGCGAAUUUCGUCCUUCAAAAGAGAGGCUCCUGGCAAUGGCACACGGAUUCCCACCAGCAGGUGGCUGAUGUUGCAGGUGGGAGGCUCCUCGAUGGCUUUGUCUUGCAGCAGCUGCUCGUGAUCCUGGGCCAUGACGGCGGAGCCGUGCUGCGGCGCGAAAUGCAAGAAAAGCUUCUGCAUGGGGUGCUCAUGAGCCUUUUGUUACGGAGGUUUCUUGACAUCACUCAGCAUGAGAAUGUAACUUUGAAAAAUUACAAGCUAAAACAUCUCCACGUGAAGCUGUUUAAUGAUGUGGCCUGCGACGUGAUUCUUGAUGAACUGAGCCACCAAGUGGAAGAGGAUAUGGAGGAGCUGCAUCAGAGAGAGUGCCAUGCAGGGAGAGGGUACGCUGGUCUAUGAGGAGGUGCACGCUGGGUCAACGUACUUGCACCUGACAUUCUGCCUUCUUGGUUUCUGUCCGCCAACACGUGAAACCAAUUACUGUAUAGCCAAUAUAAUGGAACCCUUUGAUAUGCUGUUUCGUGAAUUAUGGGUGCCUUUGUUAUAAAAUAACCCAUAUUAUUCAGAGUUAAUCAUCCUCUUGAAUCUUAUAAAAUUCAGCAUUUUUAUGAAUAAACGAGCUCUAAAUGACAUUUUUACUAUUGUCUCUCCUCCACAUUAAACAUAAAUUGUUGCUUCCUCUCUUGAUUGUGCACAGUAAUGUCAGAAACUUGCAGGUGAACGAUGUGAUUUAUGUAAGCUGAACAUCAUUUACCUUUGACCAAAUUAGACUGACUGUAGCCAAUAUUAUCACAGAUUAGAAACAAUGGAUUAUUGAAUCUGUCUGUGCGGAGCUCUUGAGUAUCGUUCCCUUGUGCUGAUUGUCUUCCCUGGGUCCUCAUUUACUCAACAUCCAAAUGCAGGAUUCUUUGGGUCUUUCGCUAUAGUCACGUAGAUAGGCUCAAAGAAAAUAACAAAAAUAACAAAAAACUAUGACGUUUCGAUCGCAACACAAGCGCUCGUCAUCAGGAUGCGAUCGAAACGUCGUAGAUUUAGUUAUUUUAUUUGAACCUAUCUACGUGACUUUACCGACCCAAAGAAUAUGAAUUCCUGCAGUCACGAAAGCUUUACGUUAAGAUCGCAAUGCAGGAUUCUACCGAAAAGAGCCUUGAGAUUCAUUAAAUCUUUCCUGGAUAUAUGAAGAGAAUGAUUAUUUAAACCUGAUGGUCAUGAAAUGUAUAAACAUUACGUUCUUCCAGGCUUAAACAUACCCGCCGUCAUGUGAAUCAUGGCCACUUUUCAUAACGGUGCAGUAUAUAUUGUAUUUAACGUGAACUGUUAAUGUUACCUACUGUAUACAUGAUCAAGUGUGAAUACAGUAAUCUGUAUCGUAUAAUUAAAUGGGCAAAAAAUAAAACAGCGACUUGUAUUGUAUAUAUAUGGCAUACAUGUUUUAUUCAGCAGCAUUUGUAAUUCUUGAAAUUGCCAAUUUCAUUACUAUACUAACAAAUCUUGGACCCUAUUUUCCACAUGGUAUGACGUUUUUCUCUGUAAAUUCAAAUAAAAUGUUGGAGGUGCA